Hypoxylon trugodes is the source of this 1654-nucleotide messenger RNA. Its product is annotated as glycoside hydrolase family 76 protein. Gene Ontology annotation, biological process: fungal-type cell wall biogenesis; carbohydrate catabolic process. The coding region runs from base 203 to 1618 and encodes 471 amino acids. NCBI's taxonomy places the organism in Eukaryota, Fungi, Ascomycota, Sordariomycetes, Xylariales, Hypoxylaceae. Gene Ontology annotation, molecular function: mannan endo-1,6-alpha-mannosidase activity. The record is from RefSeq and is a predicted model, not a curated record. The transcript is spliced from 4 exons.
AACACAAUCUCUUCUAGAUCUUUCAACCAUCACCACGUAGAGAACGACUCGAUAUUUGUCGUCGUCGCGACAACGAUACGGAAUAUCCCCAAAAUCCUCAGUAACAAUUGACGCAGAAUAUUGAUUGGAACUGGGGGUAACGCGAAUUCAAUUACGCGGCCUUCGCCUUUCUUUAUCUUCUAACUCCGUCGCUCGUUUUUACAUGUCACGUAUGCCGACAUUCCCGACCGCCAAAACCAUGGCAUCUUCUACUCUUUCGCGCGUCCUUCCAAUGGCGCUCUUGUUGACUGGCGAUAUUGUUUCUGCGCAAACCUACAAAAUAGAUUCAGACAGUGACAUCAAAUCCACUGCGAAAUCCCUCGCGGAAAAUGUCUUAACCUACUACCACGGAAAUGAAUCCGGGCAAACCCCUGGUAUUCUCCCUGGACCUCCUCCUGCGGGCGAUUACUACUGGUGGGAAGGUGGUGCGCUUUGGGGAACAUUAAUCGAUUACUGGCAUUAUACCGGCGAUGAUUCCUAUAACGAUUUGAUUACCCAAGCCAUGCUGUGGCAAGUAGGCCCCAACAAGGACUACAUGCCUCCUAAUGUCACUGCCUCCCUCGGUAACGAUGAUCAAGGAUUUUGGGGCAUGUCUGCCAUGCUGGCUGCCGAGGUGAACUUUCCGGACCCUCCUUCAGACCAACCGCAAUGGUUAUCUCUAGCUCAGGCAGUCUUCAACACACAGGCCGACCCCGGUAGGCAUGAUGAUACUUGUGGUGGCGGUUUGCGCUGGCAGAUUCCUUUCUCCAACAAUGGAUACGACUAUAAGAACAGCAUCGCUAAUGGCUGUUUUUUCAACCUUGGUGCCCGCCUAGCCCGUUAUCUGGACAACCAAACAUAUGCUGACUGGGCUGAAAAAACCUGGGACUGGGUGACGAGCGUUGGACUCAUGGAUAGCGAUUAUAGGAUUUACGAUGGUGCUCACGUUGAGACCAACUGCACUGAUAUCAACAAGGCGCAAUUCUCUUACAACAAUGCUGUCUACCUCUUGGGAGCUGCCCAUAUGUAUAACUACACUAAUGGUGACUCGAAAUGGGAGACGCGACUCAAUGGGCUUGUCGAUGCGACCAUUCGGGAUUUCUUCAAGAACAAUGUCGCCUAUGAAAUUUCAUGCGAAGAGCACAUGACAUGUACAACGGAUAUGUUGAGUUUCAAAGGUUAUCUACACCGCUGGAUGACAACUUUGACUCAGAUCGCCCCGACGACGGCGACUAAGAUAUUGCCUGUUCUACAGAAAUCAGCUCAAGCCGCGGUGAACCAGUGCACGGGGCCCCCCGAUGGAAAGACGUGCGGAUUUGGAUGGUCUAGUGGUACCUUUGAUGACAGUGUUGGUGCUGGACAGACUAUGAACGUCCUGGGUGCAGUAUCGUCUCUAUUAGUUGGCUCGGCCAAGGCCCCUGUGACCAAUUCCUCCGGCGGUACUAGUGCGGGUAAUUUCAAUGCUGGAUCAGGAAGCAACUCGUUCACCAACACGCCAGCUCCCAUAACUACAGGAGAUAAAGCUGGUGCUGGUAUUUUGACAGCGAUCGUCCUGGCCUCCGCCCUUGGCACAUUUGCUUGGAUGAGUCUGGGUGCGUAAACGGUCAAUUGCGUAAUACGACCGAUGCGACACAGA